Carassius carassius (crucian carp) is the source of this 2336-nucleotide messenger RNA. Its product is annotated as transmembrane protein 41A-B-like. The coding region runs from base 156 to 992 and encodes 278 amino acids. The record is from RefSeq and is a predicted model, not a curated record. Lineage: Eukaryota; Metazoa; Chordata; Actinopteri; Cypriniformes; Cyprinidae. The transcript is spliced from 5 exons.
UCACUGACUCUGACUUGUUGGAAUACAGUAGGUCCACGUACUUGCAUGGGCUGGAGACGUAACAUGUAUAAACGGCCCACUGACCGGAUCUGCUAUUUAACAGGUGUAGCAGCAAGUACAACAGCGUCGUUUUUAGACAGACCUAGUCCGGGACUAUGCGCUCAGUCUGGGGUUUAAUUGCCUUGGUGGCCGCGGCAAGUUUUUACUUGUAUCUGCUGUCUGCGUCCCUGCCGCCGGGUCCGCGUGCCGCCCGUCUUCACGACGCUCAGCCUGAACACACCGCCGAUGAACCACGGGAGGAAGAACUCAGGUUGAAGUUCCCAUCUGAUCUGGAUGAGCUGAGGGAACUAGCUGAGCUGCUGAAGUUCUAUAAGACGGAACACACUGGAUAUGUGUUCAUCCUCUUUUGCAGUGCCUACCUCUACAAGCAGUCCUUCGCCAUUCCAGGCUCAUCCUUUUUGAACAUGCUGGCGGGGGCAUUAUUUGGGCCAUGGCAUGGACUCCUCAUCGCCUGCACUUUGACUACUGUGGGUUCCACCAACUGCUACCUGCUGUCCCGUACAUUUGGCAAACGCCACAUCGUAAGGCUCUUCCCUGAGAAGGUUGCCAUGCUGCAGAGAAUGGUGGAAGAGAACAGGAGUAGUUUGUUGUUCUUCUUGCUCUUUCUGCGGUUCUUUCCCAUGACACCAAACUGGUUUCUGAAUGUCACCUCUCCAAUCCUCAACAUCCCCAUCACCAUUUUCUUUUUCUCCAUCCUCAUUGGUCUAAUCCCUUAUAAUUUUAUCUGUGUCCGUACGGGUGCCAUAUUGUCUGAGAUCCAGUCUUUGGACGACAUCUUUUCUUGGAGGAUCCUGUUUCAGCUCUUGUUGAUCGCAUGUGUGGCUCUGCUUCCUGGAGCUCUGAUCCGCCACUAUAGUCAGGCCCACCUCAAACUUGAUGGCCUGGAACCUAAUGGACACCAAAAGGUCCUGAACGAUCGCAAGACUAGAUGAACCAAAGACACACAGAAGAAGAGACUGCAGCCUGUUGAUGUGGGACUGAUCAUUGGUCUGGAGUCACAGCUGAGGAUUUGGUUAUGAAUGUCUGAAUGCAGAGUGGAACCGACAUGGACAGAAAUAGAGAAUAUUAAUUACCGAAUGUCUAUAAUGAAGAGACUAUUAAUGUCUUAAAAGAGAACACACUCAGAUUGCUGAUGUUACAUAUAUAAUAUUGGACAUUGCCUCAUUAUAUAGGAAAAAAUUAAUCUGACAGCCUAGCCUAGUUUUUUUUAUUGAAGCUAAAAUAUUUACUUGUGUUUUCAAAUGAUGUUUAGUGACCACGUUUGUUUGAAGUUUGUGUGCAUUUAUGGUUUUAUUCAGUUGUGGAAACUGAAAAUAACUGUAAGUUCCAUGUGUUUUUGAGUGUUUACACAUUUUACCAAAAUAGAACUAAUGAUUAGUUACUUUGUCCUCUAAAUGGACACUGAUAAAGUAGUAACCUAAAAUGAUCAAAUCUAAUUAUCUGGUUUUAUUCAAGUCAAAACUAUUAUUUAAUAUUGCUCAGUUAACCGAAAUAAAUUAAUUUAUAAAAAAAAAACUAAUUCGGAUUAAAACAUGUAAAUUUAAACUUUCUGCUCAAGACCUGAACAUAAAAAAAAUUAUUAUAUACAUUUAUUUUUAUUUAAAAGUAGUACUACAGAUUUACCUAUACUGUAUCAAACUUUUUAUUCACUUAAAAAGAGAUGCAACUAUUUGUAACUUGAAUGUGCGAGGCAUACCAUGUCAUUAUUGUAAUAUUCAUUCAACAUAAUGUAGUAAUUAUAGACACUUGUUACUGCAUACUGCACUUGUUAUUACCUAUACAAGCUAAUGAAUCAGAUUAAAAAAAAAACAGCUUACUUCUGCACUGAAAAAUAAGGUGCAUACCACUAAAGUUAUUUUUUAAAGAUUAUUAGAUAUUAUAUUUGUGAUCCUCAAGCAUCCUAAUAUCAGGGAGUUCUUUUAUUUGCAAGUUAAUAUAGACUUGUGAACUGAUCAUAUACUAAAUCUUUUGGAGUUGCACAAUACAUUCAGGGCUUGAUAACGGACUUGAUCAUACAGUACAUAUACAACUUACUUUGUUAUAUUUGCACAUGUCCCACUAAUGACUUGUUUUGGACAGUAAGGCAGUAUUAGUGCAGUGUAUUUAAAUUUAAAGCAUAAAAUGGGAUCAGUACACAUUUGUACUGAUCAUUAGUUUGUGGUUAACUGUGCCAUGAAUGUAUCAAUUAUCAGAAUGUCACAGAAACUCUAAAUUCUAUUGCUGUUAAAUCAUUUCCACAGCAAUUUCAUGAAUUGCAUCUACAGGUGCUACUUUAU